Molecule: messenger RNA, 585 nt
Organism: Pleurotus ostreatus (oyster mushroom)
Lineage: Eukaryota; Fungi; Basidiomycota; Agaricomycetes; Agaricales; Pleurotaceae
Gene: PRE1
Product: Proteasome subunit beta type-4
Exons: 3
Coding region: 1-585 (194 amino acids)
Biological process (GO): proteasomal protein catabolic process
Cellular component (GO): proteasome core complex; nucleus; proteasome core complex, beta-subunit complex
Molecular function (GO): peptidase activity
Source: RefSeq, a predicted model, not a curated record
AUGGAGACAUCGUUUGCGCUCACCGGCAAAGGCUACGUUAUCAUCGCCUCGGAUACCACCGCCGCGCGGUCCAUCGUCAAGAUGAAGAUCGACGAAGAUAAAGUCAAAGCACUCGGACCCCAUCUCCUCAUGGCUCACUCUGGCGAACCAGGCGACACUCUUCAAUUUGCAGAAUAUGUCGAGCGCAACAUCCGCCUGUACAACAUUCGGCACAACUACUCGCUGAGUCCAUCAGCAGCCGCGUCCUGGGUGCGCAGAUCCCUCGCAGAGUCUCUCCGCUCGCGCCACCCGUACUCGGUCAACUUGCUACUCGGAGGGUACGACGUCCCGGCGAAGGAGCCCCAUCUCUAUUGGAUAGACUACUUGGGCACGAUGUCGGAGGUGCCAUUCGGCGCACAUGGGUAUGGGAGCUAUUUUGCACUGAGUUUGUUGGAUCGGUAUCAUAACCCGGACGCCUCACUCGAAGAGGGGAUAGCGACGCUCAAGCGCUGCAUAGACGAAGUCGCCAAGCGUCUAAUCGUCAGUCCGAGCAAAUACACCGUCAAAGUCGUGGACAAGGAUGGCGUAAGAGAGAUCGAGGUGUAG